ACACAUUAGAGAGUUGCACAGCGGCAGACUGUGCAUGUGCAGAGACAAACUUCACUGGUCGACAUUUGACCCAUUAGGACAGUGUUUCUGGUUUCCCAGCAGGUUUGAGUGUUCAUGAUGGAAUCGGCUGCGGAGGUCGAGAAAGGAAUCGCCCCUAUUAAAGAACAGUUCCUCACCACCAAAGAGCAGUUCCACGCGUUCCUGGACUCGGGCCGGCCGGGCCAGAAGAGUGAAGAUGCGGAUGGAGACUCUGGAGAACCGGAGCAGAAGAGGAUCCGGCUGGACAGCGAAGCAGCGCCGGAGGAACCGGACAAGAAGGACAAGAAGAGGAUGAGAGGACAGAAUAAAUCCAGACCUCGCAUGAAACCUCAGAGCUACGAAGGCAGACGCUUGUGUCCCUCAAUCAUUCAGGAGCGAGACACUAAAUGCUUCUUCGGCGAUAAGUGCCGCUUCCUCCACGACGUGUCGGAGUACAUGCGCAGUAAAGCGGAGGAUCUGGGAGAGCAGUGUUACCUGUUCAACACCUUCGGCAAGUGUCAGUACGGCGUCUCCUGCAGGUUUGCUAAAGCUCACACCAGCGCCGAGAUGAAGAACCUGGUGAACGCCGACCUCUACAAGCCCAACGCCGAGAGGGAGCCGGUCAGGAACCACCUGGACAAAGACCUGCAGAGACGGCUGAGGAAGAAGCAGGUGAGCUUCAGCGGCGCCGAGGCCUUCCUGAAGACCAUCAGCCGAGGGAAGAAGCUGGAGGACGAUCCCAGAGACGCGGAUCAGGAGACACAGGAGAGUGCGGUUCCUCCGGUGAAGACUAUGGGCCCGAUUACAGACGCUGACAUCAUCAAGCUGCGACAAUGUGAAAAGAAACAGGUGGACUUCAGAGACAAGCUGUACCUGGCUCCUCUGACCACGUGUGGGAACCUGCCGUUCCGGCGCGUGUGCAAGCGCUUCGGGGCCGACGUCACGUGUGGAGAGAUGGCCAUGUGCACUAACCUCCUGCAGGGACAGGCGUCCGAGUGGGCGCUCCUCAAGAGACACGCCAGCGAGGACCUGUUCGGCGUUCAGCUGGAGGGCUGUUUCCCAGACACCAUGACCAGGUGUGCCGAGCUGCUCAAUCAAAACAUCGACGUGGAUUUUGUGGAUAUAAACUCCGGCUGCCCCAUCGACCUGGUCUACAAGAAGGGCGGUGGAUGUGGCCUCAUGACACGCACCACCAAAUUUGAGCAAAUCGUGAGGGGAAUGAAUUCUGUGCUGGACGUUCCUCUAACGGUUAAGAUCCGCACGGGAGUCCAGCAGAACUGCAACGUCGCGCACAAGCUGAUCCCCGAGAUGAAGAAGUGGGGCGUGUCGCUCAUCACGCUGCACGGCAGAUCUCGCGAACAGCGCUACACGAAGUCAGCUGACUGGGAUUAUAUCGACACCUGCUCCAAACUCGCCGCUCCCGUACCGCUGUUCGGUAACGGAGAUAUUCUGUCGUAUGAAGACGCCAUGAAGGCCAGAGAAACGGGAGUGUCGGGGAUCAUGUUGGCGAGGGGCGCGCUGAUCAAGCCGUGGCUCUUCACUGAGAUCAAGGAGAGCCGGCACUGGGACAUCUCCUCCAGCGAGCGCCUGGACGUCCUGCGGGACUUCAGCAACUUCGGCCUCGAGCACUGGGGCUCCGACACGCAGGGCGUGGAGAAGACGCGCAGCUUCCUGUUGGAGUGGCUCUCCUUCCUGUGCAGGUAUAUUCCCGUGGGAUUGCUGGAGAGAGUCCCGCAGAGGAUCAACGAGCGCCCGCCGUUCUACAUGGGCCGAGAUUACAUGGAGUCUCUGAUGGCCAGUCAACACGUGGGCGACUGGAUACAGAUCAGUGAGAUGCUGUUGGGGCCGGUGCCGGGAAACUUCAGUUUCCUGCCGAAACACAAGGCCAACGCUUAUAAAUGACCAUCGGCUGCAGAGAAAGGCAAUGCUU
Rhinichthys klamathensis goyatoka is the source of this 1948-nucleotide messenger RNA. It is a transcript of the gene dus3l, whose product is annotated as dihydrouridine synthase 3-like (S. cerevisiae). The transcript is spliced from 15 exons. Bases 115 to 1920 code for a protein of 601 amino acids. Gene Ontology annotation, biological process: tRNA processing. Lineage: Eukaryota; Metazoa; Chordata; Actinopteri; Cypriniformes; Leuciscidae. Gene Ontology annotation, molecular function: RNA binding; flavin adenine dinucleotide binding; tRNA dihydrouridine synthase activity. The record is from RefSeq and is a predicted model, not a curated record.